This is a messenger RNA of Esox lucius (northern pike), 1652 nucleotides long. RefSeq names its product elongin B (gene elob). The transcript has 4 exons. The coding region runs from base 116 to 475 and encodes 119 amino acids. Gene Ontology annotation, cellular component: elongin complex; VCB complex. Lineage: Eukaryota; Metazoa; Chordata; Actinopteri; Esociformes; Esocidae. Gene Ontology annotation, molecular function: protein binding. The record is from RefSeq and is a predicted model, not a curated record. Gene Ontology annotation, biological process: transcription elongation by RNA polymerase II.
CCUCCUGGCAAAUAUUACGUUGCGCUUGGUCGAGCGGUUUGAUGAGAGCGUUUUGUGAUUAUUCUCGCAGUGCAGCGUGGGAUAGCGGAGGCGACGGUGUAACCGACCGAGAGAAAUGGAUGUGUUUCUGAUGAUCCGGCGUCAUAAGACGACCAUCUUCACUGAUGCCAAAGAGUCCACUACUGUCUAUGAGCUGAAGCGCAUAGUGGAGGGUAUUCUAAAGAGAGCACCAGAGGAACAGAGGCUGUAUAAGGAUGAUAUGUUGCUGGAGGAUAGUAAGACACUUGGAGACUGUGGCUUUACAAACCAGACAGCCAGACCUCAGGCCCCGGCCACUGUUGGAUUAGCUUUCCGUCUUGGUGAUGAUGCAUUUGAGCAGCUGAGAGUUGAGCCCUUCUCCAGCCCCCCAGAGCUCCCUGACGUCAUGAAGCCUCAGGACUCAGGCAGCACAGCCAAUGAGCAGGCUGUACAGUGAAGGAAGGAAGGAAGGAAGGAAGGAAGCAGGGAGGGAGGGAGGACAUGGGCAAGGGGAGGGGUGAAAUCUGGGAAGUGGUGCUUUUGGUUAGAUGGACAGGCUUUACAGACUGCAGUAGGGUAACAUAUGAGUACCUGUCAUAUCUUUCACUCUACAGGAAGAACAUGAACUCCUUCUUUCAGAUGGCGGGGGGGGGUGUAUUUUCAAACUCACAUGUUGUCACAUUUUUCCUGAACUAGACUCACGCAUGUUUAGAUUCACUCAUAAGAUCCUUCAACAUUUCUGAUUUGUCGUGCAACUGUUACUCAGUAAAGGGGUUGGUUUAAACAAGACCACGUGUUAAUCAAACUUCUAAUUUAAUUCAUACAAGCCUUGUUUUGGAUGUUUUGGAGAGGGUAUAGCCUUAUGUGAUUUGUAUUUUUGGGCUUGGUUGGGAUUUGAUGGGAGUGGCUUUUAUUCUUUUUGAAUGCCCUCUUGCUGGUUUCAUUUGUGUUUCUUUAUUCAAUAUUAAUAUUAUAAUUUAGCAUUUUUAAUUACUCCUUGGGUUGGUUGAGCAACAGCAAGGGUUUGUGAGUUUGUAUGGUAGUAGCAUAUCUAGAGAACAUGUGCAUGAAAUGGAUCUGAAAUAAAUGUUGAUGCCAGGACUUAAUGUAUAACGGAAUACGAGUACUCGCACACAGAGACAAACACACAGGAUAAUGUGAAGAUGUACAAUCGUUCAAAAUGUCAUCAAAAGGUAUUCUGUUGCCCACUUUUUUUAAUUUAUUUUUUAUUUGUUUUGCUUGUUUAACUUUUUACCUUGCACUUGACUUCCUGUGUGUGUUUUCCUGAUUCUGUCUGUAAAAAUGUUGUUUACUAAUUGUUCAUUUGACCAACACUCACCCGAACCCACUUUUUCUACAAAACCAAAGGGGAAAAGGAAAUUGGAACUAUUGUUUCGUUUAGAGAUCUUCAACUUGGAUGAUAAACAAACAAAGGUUCAAACAACUGGUGUUUUAAUUGAAAUGGGUGUAAAACGGGCUGUCGAAGAACCCCAGAAUUGGGGUGUCUGGGUUAACAUCAUGCCCCUUUCGAUAUAAUGGAAAUUGUUUCCCAACAAAUUCAUAAAAACAGUACUUUAUGAUACAACCAACAGCUGUAAUUGUCUUGAGUUGACAUUUAAAACUUUUGUUUUUCA